AUGGCAGCAACUAAUAUCAGUGCAGGAGCUCCGAGUUAUCCAAUGGCUUCAUUAUAUGUUGGUGAUCUUCAUCCUGAUGUUACUGAGGCAAUGUUAUUCGAUAAAUUUGCAAGUGCUGGACCUGUACUUUCAAUUCGAGUCUGUCGUGAUAUGAUCACACGACGAUCACUUGGCUAUGCCUACGUUAAUUUCCAACAACCAGCUGAUGCCGAACGUGCACUUGAUACAAUGAAUUUUGAUUUACUUCGCGGUCGUCCAUUACGUAUAAUGUGGUCACAACGUGAUCCAGCAUUACGAAAAUCAGGUGUUGGCAAUGUAUUUAUUAAAAAUUUAGACAAAAAUAUUGAUAAUAAAUCACUUUAUGAUACAUUCUCAGCUUUUGGAAAUAUUCUCUCAUGCAAAAUUAUGACUGAUGAAAAUGGACAAUCAAAAGGUUUUGGUUUUGUUCAUUUUGAAACCCAAGAAGCAGCAGAUAAUGCUAUUAAUAAAGUUAAUGGUAUGUUACUUGCUGAUAAAAAAGUAUUUGUCGGUCGAUUUAUGUCACGAAAUCAACGUGCUGAUGCUGGUGGACCACGUAAAUUUACAAAUAUAUUUAUAAAAAAUUUUGGUGAUCAAUUAGAUGAAGAAAAAUUACGUGAACUUUGUUCAAAAUAUGGUAAAAUAACAAGUUGUAAGGUUGUUAGUGAUGAUAGUGGUCAUUCGAAAGGUUUUGGUUUUUGCAGUUUUGAAAGUCCUGAAGAAGCUGAACAAGCUGUUCAAAGUUUAAAUGGUUAUUCAAUAGGUGAUAAACAAAUAUAUGUUGGUCGUUUUCAAAAAAAGAAUGAACGACAAUCAGAAAUCAAACGUAAAAAAGAAUUACAACGUCAAGAACGAAUGAAUAAAUAUCAAGGUGUCAAUUUAUAUAUUAAAAAUUUAGAUGAUACUAUUGAUGAUGAAAGAUUACGAAAAGAAUUUUCAAAAUUUGGCUCUAUAACAAGUGCUAAAAUUAUGUCUGAAAAUGGUCGUUCAAAAGGUUUUGGUUUCGUUUGCUUUAGUGCACCUGAUGAAGCAACAAAAGCUGUUACCGAAAUGAAUGGUUCAAUUGUAGGCUCAAAACCACUUUAUGUUGCUUUAGCACAACGAAAAGAAGAACGUCGUAUGCAUUUAGCUAAUCAACAUAUGCAACGUAUAGCAACAUCACGUGUACCACCACCAAUUCAACUACCAUUUCCAAAUAGUAUGGCCGGUAUGAUGUCAUAUUUACCAACACCAAUGGGUCCAUCACAACCACGUAACUUCUAUCCACCAACAGCAUUACCAACAUAUCGACCAACGCCACGUUGGUCCGGAGCUGCAGGCGGUGGUAUGAGACCACAACCAGGUGCACAAAUGAUUGCUGGUAUGCAAAUGCCACAGUCAAUGGCUACAGCACAACAUCGAACCGGUGCAAUGAGUAAUUUAUCAGCACGAUCAGGUAUGCCAAUGGCAACACGACCAACACCAAAUCAAAUGAUGGCCGGUGGUGCUGUUCGACCUCAAACCGGUGUACAACAACAAAAUACAGCUUAUACACGUACAGCACGAAAUUUACCACCAAGUAAUGCGGGCAUUUUUCCUAAUUCAAUAGUUGUUGCUGGUCAAGAACCAUUAACACCAGCCGCUCUUGCUAAUGCAACACCACAAGAACAAAAACAAAUGUUAGGUGAACGCUUAUUUCCAUUAAUUCAACAAAUGCAACCAGAUUUAGCCGGCAAAAUAACUGGUAUGCUUCUCGAAAUUGAUAAUACAGAACUUCUUCAUAUGCUAGAAUCACGUGAAUCACUUAAAGCAAAAGUUGAAGAAGCUAUUGCUGUACUUCAAGCUCAUCAAGCUAAACAAAUGUUUGUUGCUAAACAAGCUGCAACAAAUUCAACUACUUCGUAG
Rotaria sp. Silwood2 is the source of this 1902-nucleotide messenger RNA. The record is from the annotation of a GenBank genome assembly. NCBI's taxonomy places the organism in Eukaryota, Metazoa, Rotifera, Eurotatoria, Philodinida, Philodinidae.